CGGCGGUGGCGGCGGCGAUCCUCAGUGUCCGCUCGGCUCCGGCUGCGGCUCCCGCCAGCGAUGCCCCACUCCGUGACCCUGCGCGGCCCUUCGCCCUGGGGCUUCCGCCUGGUGGGCGGCCGGGACUUCAGCGCGCCCCUCACCAUCUCGCGGGUCCAUGCUGGCAGCAAGGCUGCCCUGGCUGCCCUGUGCCCUGGGGACCUGAUUCAGGCCAUCAAUGGUGAGAGUACAGAGCUCAUGACGCACCUGGAGGCGCAGAACCGCAUCAAGGGCUGCCACGACCACCUCACGCUCUCCGUGAGCAGGCCUGAAGGCAGGAGCUGGCCCAGUGCCCCAGAGGAUAGCAAGGCUCAGGCACACAGGAUCCACAUCGAUCCCGAGAUCCAGGAUGGCAGUCCGAUGACCAGCAGGCGGCCCUCAGCCACAGGGAUUGGUCCAGAAGAUGGCAGGCCAGACCUGGGAUCUCCUUAUGGGCAGUCACCUCUCCUCUCAGUCCCUCACAACGGCAGCGGCAGUGAGGCCACCUUACUGGCCCAGAUGAGCACCAUGCAUGUGUCUCCACCCCACAGCACUGACCCAGGCAGAGGCCUCCCGCGGAGCCGCGACUGCGGAGCCCACCGGGGCUCGGAGGUGUACCGGAUGCUGCAGGAGCCUGCCGAGCCCCUCGCGCCCGCCGAGCCCAAGCAGUCAGGUUCCUUCCGCUACCUGCAGGGCAUGCUGGAGGCUGGCGAGGGCGGGGAGCGGCAGGGACCUGGCAGCCCCCGGAACCUGAAGCCCACGGCCAGCAAGCUGGGAGCCCCGCUGAGUGGCCUGCAGGGGCUGCCCGAGUGCACACGCUGCGGCCACGGCAUCGUGGGUACCAUCGUCAAGGCGCGGGACAAGCUGUACCACCCCGAGUGCUUCAUGUGCAGCGACUGCGGCCUGAACCUCAAGCAGCGGGGUUACUUUUUUCUGGAUGAGCGGCUGUACUGCGAGAACCACGCCAAGGCGCGCGUCAAGCCUCCGGAGGGCUAUGACGUGGUGGCAGUGUACCCCAAUGCCAAGGUGGAGCUCGUCUGAGCUGCUCCUGUAACCCCACCCCCCACCUCUGCUUCUUUCAGUGCCCCGUGCGGCCCGUGUAAAUAUGCGUUUGCCCCUGCCUCUCUAAUAAACUCCCUCUGCUGGG
Molecule: messenger RNA, 1165 nt
Organism: Eptesicus fuscus (big brown bat)
Lineage: Eukaryota; Metazoa; Chordata; Mammalia; Chiroptera; Vespertilionidae
Gene: PDLIM4
Product: PDZ and LIM domain 4
Exons: 7
Coding region: 61-1059 (332 amino acids)
Biological process (GO): heart development; muscle structure development; actin cytoskeleton organization
Cellular component (GO): stress fiber; Z disc; filamentous actin
Molecular function (GO): actin binding; muscle alpha-actinin binding
Source: RefSeq, a predicted model, not a curated record